GCCCCACGCAGGACACACCUCCCGGCAGGCGGUCCAGACUCGUCCCCGAUUGGGCCGGCGGGAGGUCUGCCGCCUCCCGAUUGGCCGCUGAGGACACCAGCUGACAAGAGUAUGCAAAUGGUGUGAGUGUCAGUAGAAAGGCUUGGGAGCAGAAGCUGCGGAGGGCACUGACGGAGCACAGCGGACGUGGAAGAAGACCAGCAGCGGCGUGGGAAAGUUCUACGGAGAACUGCUGGAUCUGCUGCGUGUUUCCAUGAGCGCUGCCAGCCUCCUCAGGUCGUUGAGUCCGUCAGCGAUGCCAGGUCCAGUAAUGCCCAUAGACAUGGCCAUGAGGUUCUACAUCAGCCACUCUCCUCCGCUCAGAGGCUUCCUCAGCUCCUACGAGGCCCAGAGGCAUCGUAAAAAGGGCCGGGCUCAGCGGGACCAGGCGGCGGCGCUGCGGCCCUGUCUGAGCAGCCAGCAGAGGGCGGCCGGCUGCGACGGCUGGGGCGGCAAAGGCUUGAAGAAGAAGGUGGUGUUCGCCGACACCAAGGGUAUGUCGCUCACCGCCAUCCACGUCUUCUCCAAGAACGACGACGAGCGCGGUGCGGGAGCCGUCGAGGAGCUGCAGUUCGACUUGAGCGACCUGGAGAGCGCCGCCAUGGAGUUGAAGAUCAGCCCGGUGAGAACCCUAGCUUUGGACUUCAAGCAGCCUUCAGCUGACUACCUGGACUUCCGUACCCGCCUGAUCCGGAAUGCCGUCUGCCUGGAGAACUGCUCCCUGCAGGAGCGCUCGCUCUCCGGCACCGUCAAGGUCCGCAAUGUGGGCUUUGAGAAGUCCGUGCAGGUACGCACCACCUUCGACUCGUGGACCACCUUCAGCGACGUGGACUGCACCUUCCUGAACAACGUGUACGGCUGCCCCGACACCGACACCUUCGCCUUUGUGCUGGACCUGCCCGAAAACAUACCCCCGCAGCACCUGGUGGAGUUCUGCAUCUGCUUCAGGGUCCAGGACCAGGUAUUUUGGGACAAUAACGACGGCAAGAACUACGUGAUCAAGCACCUGGGUUGGGCCGGCGGCACCUCCUCGGACUCCGUCGAGCACAAGGCGGCGGCAGAGUCCAGAGGCGGUGGGGUGAAGGUUCUGGAGAUGGACUUGGAGCAGCUCGGCAGCCCGCGUAUGUGCAGCGGCUUCUUCCCGGGCUGGCAGAACUGGAGCCAGGCCAACACUGCCGUACCGUACUGGUGAGGUCCUCCAACCAGGUGUGGUCGGAAGUCAUCGUGCGGCGACGGAAUUCUUCGUCCUUCAUAUUGAAGGGGAGCCGAGCGCUGGUCCGAACGCACGCACCGGUAUUUUGGACUUGAAUCGCACCUUAAACCUCCUUGAUGAUGUCAUCAGAUGACGACCGCCCCUGAUUGCUUCGAUGGUCCCGAUGCAUCAGCAGCGCCCGAAUGUCUUUCUCAAUUUGCACCUUCUCUGUGUGUGUGUGUGUGUGUGCGUGUGUGUGUGUGUGCGUGCGUGCGUGUGUGUGUGUGUGUCAAAUGUUUCCGUUUCCCUUUCUGGCAAAAAAGUGAUAUUGUCCGAAAUAAAAGUUUGUUUGUUCUA
Messenger RNA from Nerophis ophidion (straightnose pipefish), 1588 nucleotides. RefSeq names its product protein phosphatase 1 regulatory subunit 3C-B-like. The coding region runs from base 254 to 1231 and encodes 325 amino acids. Gene Ontology annotation, cellular component: protein phosphatase type 1 complex. The transcript is spliced from 2 exons. Gene Ontology annotation, molecular function: protein phosphatase 1 binding; glycogen binding. Lineage: Eukaryota; Metazoa; Chordata; Actinopteri; Syngnathiformes; Syngnathidae. The record is from RefSeq and is a predicted model, not a curated record. Gene Ontology annotation, biological process: regulation of glycogen biosynthetic process.